UUCUCCCACUCUAUAAAACCCCCUCACAAAUCCUUACUAAUUUUUACCUCCCCCUACUCUAGCUCUCGAAUAAAUCAUCACUCUCUUCUUCAUCACAAUCUGUCUUCCUCGUUUUUCUUCUAAUCUUUUCCUGUUUUCUCGAAAAAAACUAAACCCAGUUGUGUUUGUAUUAAAACUGGAUCUUGAUGUUCAAACAUUCAUGUCUCCGGUAAUAAGUGAAAUCCUUAGAUCAGGCUUAACUAUAGACUCAUCUCUUAGACGCAGGACCCAUCUCGUUCAAUCUUUCUCCGUCGUCUUUCUCUACUGGUUCUAUGUCUUCUCAUAAAUCAUCUCUCCUUUAACCCUAAUAUAUAUAAAUAUAUUAUACUAUAUAAACAUAUAUAUACGUAUAACAACAUAUAACCAUAUAGUUUUUUUACGUAACGUUCCUCGUAUAUUUUCGUGUGUUUUUAUAUUACAAAAAUGAAUAAAACUGAAAUGGGUUCGCCCACGAGCGGAAACAGCUCGUCCGGUUUACAAAACUCCGGUUCUGAAUCUGACGAGCGGAAGAGGAAGAGGAAGCAGUCCAAUAGAGAGUCCGCGAGGAGGUCGAGGAUGAGGAAGCAGAAGCAUUUGGACGAUCUAACGGCUAAGGUCUCUCAUCUACGUGAAGAAAACAGCAAGAUCGUCGCUAGCAUCGCCGUCACGACGCAGCACUACGUCACUAUUGAGGCGGAUAACUCUGUUCUCAGAGCUCAGUUCCUGGAGCUCAACCAGCGACUAGAUUCCCUCAACGAGAUUGUGGAAACCGCCGGAGGGUUUUGGAUGGAGACGGGUCAGGGAGGAGGUGGAGGAGGGUUUUAUGACGGAGUCAUGAAUCCUCACAAUCUAGGGUUCUAUAACCAAACUAUCAUGGGUUCUGCUUCUACUACUGCUCAUGCUGAUGUUUUCAACUGUUGUUAAAACCAUGCACCAGGGGUAAAAUUGUGAUUUCCUUCCUUGUGAAUGAUGUGAUGCUCUGUUUUUAUAAGUUUGUCAGAUAAAUAAAAUAAUUGACGCUUGUUUUAAAAUGGAUUGUAAUAUUAAUGGACAUGUUGAGAGAAAAUAUUUUAAGUUUUUCUCUCUUUAUUUAUACUACAAUGGAG
Eruca vesicaria subsp. sativa (arugula) is the source of this 1124-nucleotide messenger RNA. The record is from the annotation of a GenBank genome assembly. NCBI's taxonomy places the organism in Eukaryota, Viridiplantae, Streptophyta, Magnoliopsida, Brassicales, Brassicaceae.